This is a messenger RNA of Penicillium daleae, 2289 nucleotides long. RefSeq names its product E3 ubiquitin-protein ligase. The transcript has 2 exons. The record is from RefSeq and is a predicted model, not a curated record. Lineage: Eukaryota; Fungi; Ascomycota; Eurotiomycetes; Eurotiales; Aspergillaceae. The coding region runs from base 1 to 2289 and encodes 762 amino acids.
AUGGUGCUCUCGCUGCCUGUCCCCAGCUUCUCCAGAUCCUCCACUUCCCCCCACGCCCCGCUGAUGACACGCCGCAAGCCAACCGACACCGCGGCUCGGCCUCCUCAACCAGCUCCUCGUCCAGUCGAAAUCCACUCCCUCACCCUCAGCGAGGCUCUCCGGAAUAACCCUUUUGGUAGUAGUACAUCGCGCUCCCGCUCCGUGCAGGUACCUCUCCAUCAGGUGGAGGAGCAGCUGCGCGAGCAGGACGAGCUGAAUGCCGCGCUGGAAACACUAGCGGGCACAUUUCCGGACGUGCGCAUCGAGGUUUUCCGCGAGUUACUGGUGCGCUUUGACGGUGAGAGCCGGCUACAAGUCUGCGUCGAGCAGUUGCUGCGACAUAAGGAGAAAUGGGUUGAGGGCCGGUGGAAUAUACCUGAGACUCAAGGUACACCGGAUGAACAGAGUCUCAAUGUGCAAGUAGGACCCCCUGGCCCCGUGGAUGAGAACCUAGUCCCGGUUGAGGAGCGCUUCCGGUCAGAAGGGUACAAAGCGGCGGUGCAGUUGAUUCUGGCGAAGGAAUUCAGCAGUCUGAGCAAGAGCACCGUUGAUGCCGUACUAGCCGAGGUGAAUUUCAGUUAUUGGCGCGCGCGUCCUACGUUGCGAGAUCUCUCGCGCCGCACGUGGCGAGCGACGUUCAAUAGUAUCUUGCCGUUCCGUCGCAAGAAGGACCGAGAUGAUCAUCCCCUUAUGACGUGGCAACGUCGCAUGGAUGGCGAGCUUGUGCCCCGGUUGAAAGAGACCGGGUCAGCCGAGCUGGAUGCCGAACUUCAUGCGAUAAUCCUGGCGCCGCUGCUAGACCAACGGCGUGAAAACCAGGAGGCUGACGAUUUCCGGCUUGCCUUGGAAUUGAACGAGAAGGAGGCGAAGGCGGUUGAUGCUUUGUAUGAGUGCGAGUGCUGCUUUGCGGACGUCACCUUUGAGCAGAUUGCGACCUGCUCGGCCAAUGCGCAUGUUAUCUGCUACCAUUGCAUCCAGCGGACAAUCUAUGAGGCGUUGUUCGGCCAGGGCUGGGGCAAGUCUGUGGACUUGGAACGCUCAACAUUAAAAUGUCUCGCUCCGUUGGCCGUCGGCGCAUGUGAUGGCUGUCUGCAUCCGCAAAUUGUUAAACAGUCUAUCCUCCUCGACACUGCUGGCUUGGAGAUGUACCGCAAAUUCGAGGACCGAUUGGCCUCGGAAACACUGCUCAAGUCUCAAAUGAAACUCAUCCGGUGUCCAUUCUGCUCCUACGCCGAAGCUGAUCCGGUCUAUCAUCCCUCUUCUCGAGGUAUCCGCUGGCAGGUCCGCCGGGACGGUGGUCUCAUUCCCUCUAUUCUAAUGACGCUCUUCCUUCUUGACCUUGUUCCUUUACUUGUGAUUCCUUUCCUAAUAUUCCUUCUUGUGGACCCGUCCUUCGUCACCACUAUCUUCCAAAACGCGAUCCGACACCUUUGCCUCAAGAUCCGCCUUAAACGGUUCACAUGUUCCAAUCCAUCCUGUCAGCGUGUGAGCUGCAUAACCUGCCAAAAGCCAUGGCGUGAUCCGCACAUCUGCCAUGAGCCACUUCUGCUCGACCUCCGAGCCACCGUCGAAGCUGCACGAACGGCAGCAGUCAAGCGCACCUGUCCGCGCUGCGGUCUCUCAUUCGUCAAGUCCUCAGGCUGUAACAAGCUGACCUGCGUCUGCGGGUACUCUAUGUGCUACCUGUGCCGGAAGGCACUUGGUCCACGCAUUCAACCCGCCCGAGCCCGGCGUGGAUUCGACCGGCCCCGGCCCCGGGACCUGGACGCUUACGAUGGUCCAGGCGAGGACAUUCCAUUCGAAGACGAGCCAGAGCCCGAAUCCGAGGACGACGAAUUCGAAGAGCCCGAAGGUUACAAGCACUUCUGCGAGCAUUUCCGCAUCAAUCCUGGAUCCCACUGCACCGAGUGCAGCAAAUGUGAUCUCUACCAGGCCGAAGACGAAGAAGCCGUUGCCCGGCGCGCAGGCGAGAAAGCCGAGCGAGAAUGGUAUCUUCGUCAAGGACCUUCUGGCCCCAAUAGUUCAGCGUCGGCAGUUGGAUCGCACAGCGUCAACUAUGACCUAUCGGCCGGUGCUGAGGGCCAUGCUACCGGCCGUGGCGCGGCCAGUACCCUGUGGGAUCUACGUCUGACAGGGAAGCCGUGGGCUUACUGGGUGAGUGAUGUGUGGGCGGAGGGACGGUGGAAAUUAGAGGGUCAGGCUUUGGUCGAUUGGAUUGUGGAGCGUGUCAUGGUGAUUGAGGAGGUGUGA